This is a messenger RNA of Mollisia scopiformis, 666 nucleotides long. RefSeq lists its product as uncharacterized. The annotation marks the transcript as partial. The transcript has a single exon. The record is from RefSeq and is a predicted model, not a curated record. NCBI's taxonomy places the organism in Eukaryota, Fungi, Ascomycota, Leotiomycetes, Helotiales, Mollisiaceae.
ACAUACUUCCUGGCCCCCACUCGCGACUCUCCGCCUUCUGGGCCAAUCUUCCUCGGAGCCAUCAUCAAAUCUCCUCGUUCCCCAGAGCUUUCCCUAAACUCCAAAACCUCGCUUCUGCUGAAGCCUUUGGAGAUCCACGAAACGAGCACCACAGACACAACUCGUCAGCUCUACCGAGACAGCAAAGGCAAAGUCGGCAUAUGGGCCGAAUUCCUAAGCGGAUUGCCCCUUGGUCUUGAUGCAAGUGUUGGUACGAAUUGGGACAAUGGAGACUUUACUCAAUUCAAGUUCAGAGAGCUAAUUACUCGAUCAAUCUUUCCAUCGCAAGGAGAAAUCGCUUCCAUCUUCACCGAUCCUCCUAUCCAAACAAGUAUCAAGGAUAGUAGAUUCAGAGCCAAUCUAUAUAUGAUUACAGGAGUCAAAAUUGCACGAGGUGCCGAUGUCGUGAUUGGGAAAAUGAGAGAGCGGGGCGGAAACCUGCAUUUUGGUGCUGAUCUGACGCCAGUCAGUGUCCCGAUCAAGGUUGGUCCUGAUCUGGAAGGGAGUCGGGGUCAUGGACAGAGUGCGAAAGAGAAGCAUGCCGGAGAGUUCGUGUUUGCGUAUCGGUUGAGGGAGAUCAAGUAUAGGAAGAAAGCAGUGGAAGAGCAAAAAGAAUAUACGAAGGGU